CCAGAGAAAAAGUUGCAAGCAAAACAUCAUUUUUCUAAGAAAAUUUGGGUAACAGAAAUUCUGGAUAACAGGGCAACUCAAUUGGAGCACCAUGAGUUGGAGCUUCCUGACUCGCCUGCUAGAGGAGAUCCACAACCAUUCUACGUUUGUAGGGAAGAUCUGGCUCACUGUGUUGAUUGUUUUCCGGAUUGUCCUAACAGCUGUAGGAGGAGAAUCCAUCUACUAUGAUGAACAAAGCAAAUUUGUGUGUAAUACAGAACAGCCAGGCUGUGAGAAUGUCUGCUAUGAUGCCUUUGCACCUCUCUCCCAUGUGCGCUUCUGGGUGUUCCAGAUCAUCUUGGUGGCAACUCCCUCUGUGAUGUACCUGGGCUAUGCCAUUCAUAAGAUUGCCAAAAUGGAGCAUGGUGAGGCAGACAAGAAGGCAGCUCGGAGCAAACCCUAUGCAAUGCGUUGGAAACAACAUCGGGCUCUGGAAGAAACAGAAGAGGACCAUGAAGAGGAUCCCAUGAUGUAUCCAGAAAUGGAAUUAGAAAGUGAAAAAGAAAAUAAAGAGCAGAGCCAGCCAAAACCCAAGCAUGAUGGCCGACGACGGAUUCGGGAGGAUGGGCUCAUGAAAAUCUAUGUGUUGCAGUUGCUGGCAAGGACUGUCUUUGAGGUGGGUUUCCUAAUAGGACAAUAUUUCCUGUAUGGCUUCCAAGUCCACCCAUUUUAUGUGUGCAGCAGAUUUCCUUGCCCUCACAAGAUAGACUGUUUUAUUUCUAGACCCACUGAAAAGACAAUCUUCCUUCUGAUAAUGUAUGGUGUAACAGGCCUCUGCCUAUUGCUUAAUAUUUGGGAGAUGCUUCAUUUAGGGUUUGGGACCAUUCGAGACUCACUAAACAGUAAGAGGAGGGAACUUGAAGAUCCCGGUGCUUAUAAUUAUCCUUUCACAUGGAAUACCCCAUCUGCUCCCCCUGGCUAUAACAUUGCUGUCAAACCAGAUCAAAUCCAGUACACUGAAUUGUCCAAUGCUAAGAUUGCCUACAAGCAAAACAAAGCCAACAUUGCCCAGGAACAGCAGUAUGGCAGCCAUGAGGAGCACCUCCCAGCUGAUCUGGAGACGCUGCAACGGGAGAUCAGAAUGGCUCAGGAACGCUUGGAUCUAGCAAUUCAGGCCUAUCAUCACCAAAACAACCCUCAUGGCCCUCGGGAAAAAAAGGCCAAAGUGGGGUCCAAAGCUGGGUCUAACAAAAGUAGUGGUAGUAGUAAAUCGGGGGAUGGGAAGACCUCCGUCUGGAUUUAAUCUUGGCUGGGCUUAAAACUUGGGCUUUUCAUAGUUUAUGGUAAGCAACGGCUCACUGAAUAAUGACUUCCAUUGAGUAAACAUUUGGCUCUGGUUAUCUUCAGGGAUGCUGUUGGCUCAUGAUCCAAACUCAGGGGACUCUGAAGGUGGGGCUGGGAUGAGUAGGGAGAGGGAAACACAGUAUUCCUGGGCACAUGUUCUCAGCAAUAAUACAGUUGUAGAACUUUACAUUCAUGUCUUCCAUAUCCAGAGAAGAACAGAUAUAUUUAAAUCAUUCUUGUUGAACAGUUUUUGUAUGUACAGUAUUAUGGUACCUUUUUUUUAGUAUGAGAACUUUUUUUUGUAUCUGUAUAUUGGACUGCUGUAGUUUUUUAUAUUAAAAGUAAAAAAAAUCCUU
Molecule: messenger RNA, 1679 nt
Organism: Dipodomys ordii (Ord's kangaroo rat)
Lineage: Eukaryota; Metazoa; Chordata; Mammalia; Rodentia; Heteromyidae
Gene: Gjc1
Product: gap junction protein, gamma 1, 45kDa
Exons: 2
Coding region: 92-1282 (396 amino acids)
Biological process (GO): cell communication
Cellular component (GO): connexin complex
Source: RefSeq, a predicted model, not a curated record